GGAAGUUUGUUCAAUAACGUUCACGCGAAUAAUAAAAUUCAGGAAGAAAUACAAUGUACUAUAUUUUCAAGUUUCGACCUCUUCACCGGGCACCUGGUCACGCGAGUUCUCGCGCAAUGUUACGGGAUAUACCAAAUGUGUAAAUCUGCUUAUUUAGUACUUCGACCACACCCGAAAACCAAAUAAUGGGCGUCUAUUAAAAAUAUUUACAAAAGAUUAUGGUGUCUUGAUUCAGAAAAUUUAUUUGGAUUAGUACGGUUAACGGUGAAUUGAAUGAUGACCAAAAUAAAUUUAAAAUUAUGCAGCUUAAAUAACAUCUGAAAGUCAUUAUGGAUCUUUAACAAAUAUAACAGUGCUCUAUGUCUUUUUAUCUUCGGUAUUUUAGAUCCAUUUCAACAAAACAAGUUUUAUGAAAAUCUAGUUUCGGACAUUUUGGGAAUGACAUCAGAUUAUGCCCGUGCAGUCGCUGUCACAUGUGACCGAUGCCAGUCCAAAAUGCAAUUGAUCUCAGAAAUGUUACUUCUUUCCUGUGACCCAAGACCUGUCAAUACAGAAGAAAUGCAGCAACUUGAUGGUUCAUUCCAGUCUUGUAAAAAGGAAAUCUCCCUUCGUCUCAAAGAUCUUUCAAAAACAAUUCAGUCUGUUUCGUCACAGGUUCACACAGUCUCUGUAAUCUGGGCAGACAUGUCAGUUGAAAUUCAGAAUCUUUCUGAUUGUGCCAUUUUGAUUAUGGAGUGCUGUAGUUUUGCAGCAUACAUGAUAGCUAUAAAUUCUGCAGAUUGUGUGAAGGCAGUACCAGGAUUGAUAGAUAAGUAUCAGCUUUGUAGAGCUGGUAUAGAAUUAAAGUUGAGCUGCACAAGAUUAAAACGAUCUCGCCUUGAAGAUAUAACCUCACAAGUAUUAGUUGAAGUCUGUUCCUCUAUAUCAAAAGCAUUGGCAGUAAUGACAGAAUGUUGUAAAAAUGCUAUUGAGAAUGCCAAAGAUGAAAGUGAUCAAGAUCAAUUUAAACUAAGUUUAAAAAGUGUCACCUCCAGUGCUAGUUGUUUAUUAGCUAGUGUGAAGGGCUUUCAAAAUAAUUCCAACACGAAUUACUUGAAUCGUGUUAUAUCAUUCUGUGACCCUGUGAUAACCUCUAGUCAUGCAUUAGUCACUUUUGCUACAGAAGAAGAUUUUGUGGGUAUUCCUGCUAGCCUGACUUUGGAGGCUAGAGAUAAACAAAAAUAUGUGCUAGGUGCUUGUAUGAGUAUUGUGUCAGGUAGUAUUCAGAUGUGUAAAUCUAUUCGAGACCUAGCUUAUGAUAUGAUAAACACAAGACACAGAGAGCGAGUCACUUUAUGUUCAGAAUCAAUAGACAGAUCAUCAGUCCAGUUAUUAGAUCUCCUGGAUAAAUACAAUAUCAUAGAGUUUGAUUCCUCAAUAGAAACCUCACCGUCAUCAAAUCAUACGUCUACUGAUUUAACAGCAUUAUCUAGUCUGUAGUCUAUGUAUAUCUCACACUUUAUUAGUUGAUAUGCCAAAGAUAUGCACUCUUACACAACUCAUAAUAUAUAAAGUACUGUUAGAUACAGGUAUAACAUGUAUAAAACUUAAAGUUUGCACAUACAUAUUUUGUUCUUUUAAAAAAAUUGUUGUUGAUGUCAAAUAAGUGUUAGAUAAAAAAAAAAGUGAUGUUAUUAGAGGUUCUGUCUGUUCUAUAUAUUUGUUCAAUCAAUUAGUCUAAGGCCCUGCACACACCAAGGAUUAUUUGUUGAAUAAUCAUCUUCCUGUGCAUCAUAAUGCCAUCUGAUAGAAUGUCCCAGACAUUUCAUUGUUGAUAUGUGUCAUACUGGUACACAAUGCAUUGAUGGCAAACCACAGUGAUUGAUAGAAUGUUUCCAAAUGCACAUUUUUAUACCAGAGGUUGUUCAUUUAAUCCUUUGAUGGAAGGCACUACGUUUAGUCUUGUUUAAACCAAUAAUGGUAGGGUGAAUGAAAUGUAACCAUGACAGUAGUGAAGAGUACUGUGCACAGAUGUGUAACUAUGGUGACAAGAAGUGGGCAACAAAUAUUUGGUAUUUCACCACAGAUUUGCUGAUGAAAAAUUGGACAAAAAAUAAUUCUUGGUGUGUGCAUUUACUGCUGUAAGCCUUUAAUCAUGAAAAAACAUGAAUGAUAUAUCUUAUAUAAAAAUAGUGCUAAAAAAAAUGAUAAAUCCGUGAAGGUAUUUUAUUGUGGUUUUAUUUAAUUGUUGAUAUAUAAAACAUAAUAUUGUGUAUAAUAUAUUUUACCCUCUGCAUUCCUACAUAGGGCAGUCAUAUGUCAGGGAUAUAUGUAUAAAUAAACAUGUAUGUUUUAUCCCAUAUUUAAAGCAACAGUGAGCAUAUAAUAUUUGAUUGUUUUAUUUAAAAUGUUAAGUUGUGUCAGUGUAAAUAUGUACUGUGGAGUAUUGAAUAAUGUUCAUAUAUUUGUCUGUUAAAGAUGCCUUCCCACCUACAAACUGUGUGAUUUGAUAAGCUAUAUUUGGAUUAAAACAUUCAAACUACGGUAAUAUAAUUUAUCUAUCAAAAGGGUACAUCAGCCCCUCUCAAAACAUUUUAAUCAGAAAAAAAUUACUCUAAUCUAUUUUUAAUCAUCCAUUAUCAGCUUUUAUUUGUCGUUACGUCACUUUACUUCUACCAUUAAUAUUGAAUCCUUAGUAGAUUCCUGGAUUAUCCUCUGCCAAACUCCCUUUCCUACAGUUAAAUCGCGAGGGUGUGUGUGUGUGUUGAAUGGCCGAAUGGUUACCACGCGCAGGCUAUAUCAUAAGGUCUGUCAUUGAGUCAACUGGCGUGGUUUCGAUUCUCCGGUUGUAUGUGACAAGGAGUAGGGUCGCCUGUCCAACCUCGUGGGUUUUCUCUGGGUCCUCCAGUUUUCUCCCACUGCUAAAGACCCCUACACGCAAGCGAAUUAUUGAAAUAAAAUUGAACCAUAUGUUAGUCCCGAAAUGACCUAGUUUGUGUCGAGUGGACGUUAAACCCCAUUUCUCUCUACAGUUUAAUCGCACAGUCUACUGGACGAUUAAUUCUCUCAGUGUCCUCAAAACUGUUAGCCAUUAGAUCAACACAUAAGCUCUCCUUGUGUCACUCAAACAGACAGUUAAACUGACUGACUAUCAUACAUUCCCAUACAUUUUUAUCAUGUGAGUUUUCAGUGAGUGUUUUUUCAGUGAAUCCAGUAUUCAGUAUUUUUCUAGUAAUAUUGGGUGUUUCUACUUUCCAUAUAUACCAAACUUGCUAUACUUUUAUUGGAAUAACUAUUCGAUAAAUACUUUUGUGGGAAUGUUUCUUUAAUAGUCGUGAAUUUAUUGUUUACCUUAAUGUCAAUAGAAAUGUAAGCACGUUUAUAAAUCAAAUAAUUAAAAAUGACAAUACAUUAACAAGUAUUAUAGAGGUUGUGGUUAAAUGAAAUAAAAAUGUCAAUCAGGUAAACACAAUAAUUUUGGGCAACAAGGCAUGCACAAAGUGAGUAUGAUUUUACAUAUAUCUAGACCAAUAACCAUUCUGCUCACACCACAUCUGUUUUGGGAAAUGGCAAGACUGUGACAGAACUCAAUACUGCAAUUUGGAACGUUCGGGACUGAUGGUUUAAAGAUGCAAUUUGUUUGUGCAGGUCUGAACAAUUUGAUGUCAUUAAUCGGCUUAUCAUACUCAUUCUAAAUACAGGUAUACCUUUGGAUUUAGAAAUUUGAAAAAUUAAGCCCUGCUACAUGCAUUCCCCUUCAACUCUUCUCAAACUUCUGCGAUUUUGUGUGUCCAAUAAGUCUUUUAGCUUGAUUUUUCAAAUGCUUUUUCUGAGAAAUAUGGGGGUUUGUAGGAUACAGUAAGCUGUAGAUGGCUAUAAUAUACGGUAGUAGUAUAUUUUUACAGCAUGCAGAGAUUGGUCAUGAACUGUUUGUGAAUACAACAGUAUGCAGUAGAUUAUAUAGUGUUUAAUUAGGUUAAAUAAUUAUUUUUAAGCAAAAGAUUUGUUUUUGAAAAAUGAUAGUAUAGCUUACUUUCUCUAUUUCAGUUUUAUGAUACAAUACGUCCAUUGAAGUAUGUUUUUGUGAAUCUGUUCAUCAGGGUUUUUUCCUAAUUUAAAAAGAGACAUUUUAGAAUUGUUUGUCUGGUCAUAAGGAGGAAAUCUAUCAGGAGAGAGAAAUGGAGUUUAACAUCCACUCAACACAAACUAGGUCAUUUCGGGACUAACAUAGGGGUCUUUAGCAGUGGGAGGACCCAGAGAAAAUCCGACUCCUUGUCACGUACAACCAGGGAUUCGAAAACCCGCCAGUUGACUCAAUGACAAACCUUAUGAUACAGCGCGCUCACGUUAACCACUCGGCCAUCCCACCCCCCUAUAAGGAAACACACAUCUAAAGUUGAUGGCACCUUGUCAUUACACGUAGUUUUUUCGACAAUUAUUGUUACUUUGACUUACUAUAUUAGUAAGUGCAGGGUGACGUGGCCACACCACGCACAACAAUCAAAUGCUGCAUGUAACUAGAAAAACACCAGAUAAUUACAUGGGACGCUACUUGUAAAAUUGACAGUUAGGACGAAAAAGUGCUGAUAUAUUUUAGUUUGGUUUCUUUUCAUAAUUGAUUUGUAACUGCGCUUAUUUCUGUUCUAUUAUAUAAACAGAAAGGUAUGUAUUUAAAUAUAAAAUUUGUUAUUUAUUUUGAUAGUACGAUAAACAUAGUGAACUUUAUUUCUUUCUACAGAUAUAUAAUACUGUAUAAAAGGGAAAGAUGUGUAAAUAAACAGCUUUUUUAAAAUUUUCUUUUUUCCUUUUUUUAAAAAAGAAAAUUCUUUUUAUUUGAAAAUCAUUUUAAAUUUGUUUAUAACAGAUUUUCUGAUUUUUUUAUGUGAAAAUUGUAAAAAUGCCUCAGUCAGUUGAUAGUCUUGCGUACAUUUUUCAGCUAAGAAUAAAAAGAAAUUAUGAUUAGUCAUGAAAUAAGCAUAAAACAGUUAUAGAUAAUUUUAAGAGCAUUGAACUAUUAUCUCUGUAGAGAAGGUCUGUCUUCCAUUCUAAUAGAAUUCUGUCUGGUAGUUAUAAAUCUACACUUCCCUCUUCUAAAUAUAACAAGAAAAAUAACCUUACUAGCAGUGCUACAAGAUAAUGCAUUUCAAAGCAGUGCUACAAGAUAAUGCAUUUCAAAGCAGCUCAAUUUUUGGACACUAAAUACUUUACUUAGACAGUUCUUAUUAUAUGGUCAGAGUGAAAUGUAGCAUAAAUAUUUGAUAUGGACUUUUGUUUAGUUUUAUUUUGUAUAAUAUUUUGUAAUGUGUCUGUCAUGAUGUGGAAUACAGUAGUGGUUUAUUUAAGUGUAACUAUGAGAUAUUUGUAUAAAUACAUAAAAUUUCCUUAUAUUAUCAAGAUGGAAGCUGGACUUAGUAAUCAUCUAUUAUCAUUUUAAUUUACCUUUAUGUCUUUUAUUAAUAUAAGUUUGUAGUUAUGAAUUAACAACUGGCAUCUAAAUUUUUCUUAUUUUUCAAAAAGAAAUUUUGUUGAAUCUAACUUUACAUUUUGUUCAGUGCGUGCAUAAUUUAAAAACAAUUGAUUUUGAAAUCUAGUCUUUAUAGUCAUUUUGUACUUAGAUCUGAUUUAUUUUAUUACUGCUUGUUUUGUUUAUUGAAUUCCAGUAUUAAAAUAGUUGAUAAUAUCAAAUUUAUUAUCUGUUGUUAUUGAUUAUAUAAUGAGGAAUAAGGGAAUUGGACUUUCAUUAAAGGAAAACUUCGAACGGUUGCAGAUGUUUGUAUUUUAUAAGGAAGCAGGACAACUGCCGGCGAGGACAACUGCUGACAAGGACAACUGCUGACAAGGACAACAGCCGGAGGGACAAAUGCCAAUGAUACUUAAUAAUUAAAUAUUCUUUAUUAUUAUCAUACAGGUUCAGUUUACAUAACACAUUGUCUAUAAUAGCACUCACUGAUACAAAGUUAUCACAGGUGAAUAUUAUGAGCAAUACCACGUAAAUAGUCCAACACAUGGCGACUGUUGAAUUUACAGACAAUGUUUAGUACACGCUCUGUACUGUUAAGUUAUGUUUUAAUAAUGAUUACAUGUAUAGUGCUCACCCAUCAAUUAAUAAACUAUACUAAAAAAAAUCCAAUGAAAUCAUUGCCAAUAAGAUUAACAGUUAUAUUUUUAUAAUGAUUACAUAUAUACAGUUUAUAACUGUUGUCUUAUUGACAUUUAUCAUUUAAUAAACUUUACUAAAAAAGAACAAAUAAAAUCACUGGCAAUAAAAUCAACAGUUAUAAACUUUAAUAAAAAAAAAUAAUAAAAUGGUCGGCAGUUGUCCUCGCCGACAAUUGUCCAACCGGCAUUUGUCGGCCAGCAGUUGUCCUAGACCCUUUAUUAGUAUCUAGUAUUAAAAUAGUUUCAACUAUUCACAACCUGAAGUGCAAAUCAUUACACCUUUAAUUUACAAAUUACAAGUUAAGAUGUCUUUUUUGGCUGGUUUCCAGAGUACGAAGAGUAGAAAAGUGCUGCUGUUUGUUUAUUUACAUUGACUGACAUUUCCUCUCUUGAUGUCACAUAUGGUGUGGUAAUUUGUAAUUUAAGGCAGAACUAUCUCCACUUCAGUUAAUGUACUGCUGAAACUAUUUUGAUAAUAGAUAAUGAAUAAUAUAUAAAAAUCUACAACAGAUGAAGGCCUCCUUUGAAGGGAUGUAAGAGAAACUUAUUUGCAACAGAAAAAUAGUCCCCAUGGGCCAUGACUACUCUUAUUACUAUAUAUACCGUACGUACAUAUAUAUCUGCAUGAUAUGUUUUCCGCCCUCUGCAACCUCCCAGUUUGAUGAUGUGUGAAAUAUACAAAUGUUCGGAAGAAUAAACUCAAUUUAGAAUUAAACAAAUAUAAA
This is a messenger RNA of Patella vulgata (common limpet), 6863 nucleotides long. Its product is annotated as talin rod domain-containing protein 1. The coding region runs from base 439 to 1479 and encodes 346 amino acids. The transcript has 3 exons. The record is from RefSeq and is a predicted model, not a curated record. Gene Ontology annotation, molecular function: actin binding. Lineage: Eukaryota; Metazoa; Mollusca; Gastropoda; Patellidae.